AUGAAAUUAUUUGCCAUUAUCGUUCCAAGUUUAUUAUCAUUAAGUGUUAUUGGUUCAACAGUUAAUACAGAAGAUUCAAUCACUACUGACCACUCCAUAUCUUUACCAAAUAAUUUCACUGAUCCAAUUAUAGUUGAAGCUGGAGCUUAUAAACCAAUAUUCUGUAAUGUUGCUAACUCAAAAAACAGUGUUUGUCUAGGUAGUUUCAAACAAUGUGUCAGCUAUAUGCUUAAUGGUGGCUUGAAAGAUAAGAACAAGGACCUUGCUCAAAGGGCUUGUAAAUUUUAUUGCAGUGAAAUCAAAAAUCCUACUCAAUGCAAACAAAGCAAAUACAAAGCUAAUUAUCAUCCAAAUUGGGCUUGUGAUGAUCAACAAUAUUGUUAA
Molecule: messenger RNA, 384 nt
Organism: Hansenula ciferrii
Lineage: Eukaryota; Fungi; Ascomycota; Saccharomycetes; Phaffomycetales; Wickerhamomycetaceae
Exons: 1
Coding region: 1-384 (127 amino acids)
Source: RefSeq, a predicted model, not a curated record